GCUGGGACUCCAGCUGAGGUUGCAGAGGUCCGUCUCCCAAAUCAGCUUUUGGAAACAUACUCGUUUCCAGGCCCCAGCUCACAUUGUAAUGAGCGACCUCGGUGUGUGGGUCCCUGGAUGCACAUUCUUCAAAACUCUCAAGGUGAUUUUGACCACCGUCAGUCCGGGCAACAGUGGCCUCAGGUUCUUAGAAGGGUGUCUAAAGGGCCGUUUCGACUUCCGGAGGCCGAAAGAUCUGGAUCCUUUAGCUGUCCCCGCCCCCGCCUGGGGGGUGGAGGGAGCUCCUAAGAAGGGUUCUUUAUAAGGGCACAGAAGUAGGUCGGUAAAUCGCUUCAUUGAGGGUUCUACAUCCUGGCCUCCCCGGCUUCCUUCCAGAAGCUCCCGGCCCCCGCAGGAACCCGCAGGGAAGCGAAGAGGUUGCCUAGGCGUCCACGGCCGUCGGCGCACUUAGCACAGCAUGGAUCUUCUCAGCGAGUUCUUCUGUGCUUUCCCUUCCACUCCCCCAACGUCUGUCCCACUUCCGCCGCUCCGGGUGCUGGGGCGGGAGAUGCAGGCCGCGGGGACGAGCCUGAAGCCCUCAGUUCCCGAGUGGACGCCCCAGAGGAGCUCCCUGCUGAGUUCCGUUACCCGGCAGGUGACAAGAGUGUGACUUCGUGGCUUCUCCUGCACGGUCACGGCUCGGGAUGGGGAUGCAUGGGACUGCGGACAUAGUUAAUGUGGUUGAUUGAAGCUCAAGAGUGAGAUAGCCACAUCUGACCUGGAAUGGCAGAGAGGCCACUUACGACAGCAUAAAGGCUUCCCAGUGUCCAGUCUUGUUUCUGUUAAGCAGCCAGGGUCAAAUCUGGAUCCCCCAGAGACCAUGGCAGAUUUAUUUUUCAUGCUGACAAGGCAAGUCUAAAUGUAAAAGAAAAAUCGGAUUUGAACCCAACAGGUGCUGAUGAACGGAUCCCACCUCAUCUGAUGUCAACAAUUUCAAGUCAGUCACAUCUACAUUCAUCAUGACAAGAGUUCUUUGCCUAGAACUGUGUGUCCUGUAGUUGCUGCUUUUAAUGUUUCUUCUGCAUGGUCCUGGCCGACCUUUUUGACACUGCACUCUUUCUGUUUUUCCUGAGGCUCUGGGAUUCCAGUCAGCAAACAUGUACUGUUCAAGAAGCAGGAACACUGUUAGCCAGCAAGAAUGUCCGUGUCAACUGUUUGGAUGAGAAUGGAAUGACUCCUCUAAUGCACGCUGCAUAUAAAGGAAAACUUGAUAUGUGCAGAUUACUUCUGCGACAUGGAGCUGAUGUAAAUUGUCAUCAGCAUGAACAUGGAUACACAGCCCUCAUGUUUGCUGCACUUUCUGGUAACAAAGACAUCACGUGGGUAAUGUUGGAAGCUGGUGCUGAGACAGAUGUUGUCAACUCUGUAGGAAGAACAGCAGCUCAGAUGGCAGCCUUUGUGGGUCAACAUGAUUGUGUGACUAUAAUCAACAAUUUCUUUCCCCGAGAGAGACUGGAUUAUUACACGAAACCCCAGGGACUGGAUAAAGAGCCAAAACUGCCUCCAAAAUUGGCAGGCCCACUGCACAAAAUUAUUACCACGACAAAUCUUCAUCCUGUCAAGAUCGUGAUGCUUAUAAAUGAGAAUCCUCUACUGGCAGAAGAAACAGCUCUGAAUAAAUGCUACAAGGUAAUGGAUUUGAUUUGUGAGAAAUGUAUGAAGCAGAGAGACAUGAAUGAAGUGUUGGCUAUGAAAAUGCACUACAUCAGCUGUAUCUUUCAGAAAUGCAUUAACUUUUUAAAAGAUGGAGAGAAUAAACUGGACACUCUCAUCAAAAGCUUGCUAAGAGGCCGAGCUUCUGAUGGCUUUCCGGUAUACCAAGAAAAGAUCAUAAGAGAAAGUAUCCGAAAAUUUCCUUACUGUGAAGCGACACUCCUCCAGCAACUGGUGCGAAGUAUUGCUCCUGUUGAAAUUGGUUCUGAUCCCACUGCAUUCUCUGUACUUACCCAAGCCAUCACUGGUCAGGUGGGUUUUGUGGAUGUCGAAUUUUGCACAACCUGUGGAGAAAAGGGAGCAAGUAAAAGAUGUUCUGUAUGCAAGAUGGUAAUAUACUGCGAUCAAACUUGUCAGAAAACGCACUGGUUUGCACAUAAGAAAAUCUGUAAGAAUCUAAAGGACAUUUAUGAAAAACAACAAUUGGAAGCUGCCAAAGAAAAGAGUGAAGAGGAAAACAAUGGCGAACUUGAUGUCAAUUCUAAUUGUGUUAAUGAAGAGCAGCCAGAGGCCGAAACGGGAACUUCCCAAGAGGAUUGUAACCCCAAAGAGUCUGUAGAAGGGGAGGAAGAACGUCCUCAGAGUGAAGUUGGGUUGGAAGGCUUGCAGGAUGCUCCUGCAGGUCCACAGGCAUCUGAGGAGUAAAAGCCAGAGCCAGCACCAGUGUGGAUGGUUCGUACCCUGGCAGGUAGCUGGAAAUCUCAUGCGACUGUAUCCUCACUGCCUCGUGAUACCUGCAUGGCACCAUGGCAGGAUUCCAUGUUUCCUAGAAUAGACGCUUUCAAGCAAAGCUCUGUCUACCAUGCCCUAAUUUCCUUGUGCUCUCUGUACUGUCAUUGGACCGAUACCACAAGGGAAAAAUCUUUAUUUCAAACCAUAGAAGAAACAUUUUUAUUCCCUUUCUGAGGCCAGCUUCCCUGCAAUUGUUCUCAAAGCAAAAUACAUCCCUUAAAGAAGAAAUAAAAUAUAGGCUGUGGGGAACAAAGGACCCAGCAGAAUAGGUGUAGGAGAGAGAUUUUCAGGAAGGAAGGAUUUUUUAGCCACUGAGACGGGUAGUUAGAUGAAUCAUAAUUUAUAUGCGAGUAAGAUGAAUAUAAAUAGCAUUUACAAUAGUGAAGCCCUGCUUAUUAAGAUGCAAUGAAAUGAAGAAAAGUUGUAUGUUACAGGAUCUGUCCCAGUUCAGCCCAUUGUAGUUUUAUAUAGGAAUUAUCCUGAGCAGUCUGAACUUUAUAUAGUUCCUGUGGUGACGUUGUAUAUACAGUAUUUGUACCUUCAGAAAUGUUAAAUCUCCCAGAAGGAACGAAGGCAUAGCCACAGUUAUCUCAGCAUGUGCUUUAAAAAGGAUAUUUCAUGAAAUGUUUGAUUCAAUAAUGGCUAAACAUAGUGUGUCCGCAGUUAUGAAACUAAUUCACGUGCCAUAUUCCACUUGAAAGGCUUUUAUCUUCCCGUAAGCUUUUCAUGUGGCUCUUCCUGUCCAGAAACUGAUUUAUAACUGUCACUUUUAGAAUGUCCCGGCACCGGUUUUUAGCUUACACAGUACCGAAGCAGGCUAAGGUGUGAUAGCCAAAGACAGUGCCGUGUUUCAGAGUUUCUUGUGAUGAUUGUAAAAUAAAUUGUGCCUACUGUAUAACCAACUCUA
Messenger RNA from Panthera uncia (snow leopard), 3391 nucleotides. It is a transcript of the gene ANKMY2, whose product is annotated as ankyrin repeat and MYND domain containing 2. The record is from RefSeq and is a predicted model, not a curated record. Bases 1063 to 2397 code for a protein of 444 amino acids. The transcript is spliced from 10 exons. NCBI's taxonomy places the organism in Eukaryota, Metazoa, Chordata, Mammalia, Carnivora, Felidae. Gene Ontology annotation, molecular function: protein binding.